This is a messenger RNA of Malania oleifera, 1603 nucleotides long. Its product is annotated as ethylene-responsive transcription factor ERF061. Bases 420 to 1349 code for a protein of 309 amino acids. Gene Ontology annotation, biological process: regulation of DNA-templated transcription. Gene Ontology annotation, molecular function: DNA-binding transcription factor activity; DNA binding. The transcript has a single exon. The record is from RefSeq and is a predicted model, not a curated record. NCBI's taxonomy places the organism in Eukaryota, Viridiplantae, Streptophyta, Magnoliopsida, Santalales, Ximeniaceae.
AACCAAGCAACUAGUUUAGACCCUUUUCUUCAACACCUCAAAAGCUUCUCAUCCCUUCUCUUCAAUUCAAAGUGUUAAAGGGUUUGCUUAUGCAAAUCUCUGUCUCUGGUUUUCUGAAACCCUCAAAACAUUCUUCAUCUUGGGAUUCAAAUCUCUCCUCAUUUCUUCUUUGAUCCACCUUUUUUUUUUUGGAUCGCUUGGCUUCUGAGCAAGAAUCAGAAGCCCUUUUCUUUUAUCCCUCUCUCCUGAUCUGCGUUCUCUGUUUUUUGGACAAGUCUAGUUUUCAAUUUAGUUUUUCAGGCUUUCUCCCCUCAUUUGCAGUGGAAAAGGGAUCAAUUUUUUAGUACCCUGUUUCCUGCACGUUAUUUUCUGUGCACUCUGCAAACCCCUAAUUCUCAACAGAGAAAUUUUCAAAAAUUAUGGAAAGAAUGCAAGAAAACAGCCUUCAAUUCCCACUCGCCCAUGGCGAAAACAUCAGGUCUUCCUUAUCUCAACUCAUAUUAAGUGGUGGCACCAACACCUUGGACUCAAUUUUCUCCCAUUACCCUCCAUCAACCUCCAUCGCCGCCACUGUUGUGGAACCACUUGGCACUUCUGUCUACCUGAAACAGAGAGAUAUGCUACAAAAGUUCUGCCAAGGAAACAGAGAAAAUGGCUAUGGCACAAUAGCAAGCAGUUCUCUAACCAACCCACUUCAAAAUUCUGCAUACAGAAGCUCAUAUAUUAACCCAUGCAAAAAGAAGUUAUACAGAGGAGUGAGGCAGAGGCAUUGGGGGAAGUGGGUGGCCGAGAUAAGACUCCCCCAGAACAGAAUGAGGGUCUGGUUGGGCACUUAUGAUUCUGCAGAAGCUGCAGCCUACGCUUAUGAUCGCGCGGCGUACAAGCUCCGGGGAGAGUAUGCUCGCUUGAAUUUCCCAAACCUGAGGGAUGCAAGCAAGCUUGGAUUUGGAGAUUCUGCAAGAUUGAAUGCUUUGAAGAGCUCUGUGGACGCCAAGAUUCAAGCAAUUUGCCAAAAGGUGAAGAGGGAGAAGGCUAAUAGGAGCAGAGAGAAGAGCGGAAGCAAGGGAGAUGGUGAUGGUGGAGGAGGUGAGACGGCAGUGGGGGGGAACUCAUCUUUGUCAUCUUCACCGUUGCUGUCGCCGGUGGGUUUUGGCAAUGGAUGGGGCGGCGAAUUGGUUUCACCAGCUGUUUCUGAAGAUGGAUUUGGGAAGGGUGAUAAUUCUCCACCAUCCUCUGUUUCUACAGAUUGCCCCGUUCUUUGGACAGAGGAAAUGGGUUUUGAAGAUUGUUCACUGGCAAGGAUGCCUUCAUUCGAUCCAGAGCUGAUUUGGGAAGUUCUUGCCAACUAGCAUAGCGAUCGAGAUCCUCUAAUGUUACUCUUUGAUGGAGUUCUAUGGAAUUGAAGAACUGUGAUGCAGUAUUAUCAGUAGUGUUAACAAACACUUAACUAUGUUUCUUUCCUUGCCAUAGCGUUUUUUUUUUUCUAGAUCUGAGAUUGCCAAACAAUGCUUUAGAUUUAGAGAAGCAUUUGUCUGCAUGUUGAGGUCUGCUACAUGUAAAUGGUAGAUUUGGGUGAUGGAGUACUUAAUAUGUUUUUUAGUAA